This is a messenger RNA of Musa acuminata subsp. malaccensis (wild Malaysian banana), 1857 nucleotides long. The record is from RefSeq and is a predicted model, not a curated record. NCBI's taxonomy places the organism in Eukaryota, Viridiplantae, Streptophyta, Magnoliopsida, Zingiberales, Musaceae.
AGUUCUCAAUACAUAGGAGUCAAAAUUUUGGGUAAAAAAUUAUGCUAAGUAUAAGGUUCCCGCUUUUACUUAGAGUUUUGUAUCAAAAGGAUGCAUGUUUAAGUAUUUAUUCCCUUGGACAUUUGACAAGCUAAAGUUGUCUCACGGAAGUUAGUGAUGCAGAAUAUUGCAUGCAAGAAUUGACAACAAAAGUUACAAGAUAAAAUUCUUCAGAUACCUAGAGCAGGAUAGACAAUCACUUUUCAAACCGCAAAGAUUAGAUCUAUAGUUUAGUAUUUUGUUCAAACGUCUUCAAACUCCCUUUCAUUAGCCUUAUAAGAGGAGCUUUGGAGUCAUCCCUCAUCAGCAUGAGGAGUUGAAGCAACUCAAGUUCCAUCCUAAACAAGAGGAGCAUACAUAUAGGAUAUAACUCUAGAUGCCCUUGCUUCCCAGAAAUAUUACAUCAACAGCAUAGAAGCAAACUAGUUUGUCAGACGUCAGACUUGAAUUUCUCAAAUUGACAAGAAGCAAGGUGAGGGCAAAAAGCAGAUGUAUCAACAUCAACCUCAUCAGAGCCACAACAACCUCAUUUCUUCCAGGAUAGCAGCUCCUUCAGAGAGGCAAUUGUUUCUGCAGAGAGGAAGUACUACAGGAGAGUCGGGACUAGUUCUUUCAACUGAGGCCAAGCCUAGACUUAAAUGGAACCCUGAGCUCCAUGCAAGAUUUAUAGAGGCGGUGAACCAACUCGGUGGAGCAGACAAGGCGACCCCGAAAACAAUCAUGAGACUCAUGGGAAUUCCAGGAUUAACCUUGUACCAUCUAAAAAGUCAUCUUCAGAAAUACAGGCUUGGUAAAAACCUCCAGGCUCAAACAAAUAUCAGAAGUACUAAAAAUAUUUUUGGGUGUUCACUAGCAGCAGAAAGGACACCAGAGGAUAAUGGAUCGUCAAGGAACAUUGCAGCCCCCACAAACAAAACCAUGCAGAUAAAUGAAGCAUUUACAAAGCAAAUUGAAGUACAGAAACAGUUACAUGAACAACUUGAGGUGCAAAGACACUUACAAGUACGAAUAGAGGCACAGGGAAGGUAUUUGCAGUUGGUGCUGGAGAAGGCCCAAGAGAGACUUGAGAAGCAGAGCUUAGGUUCUGUAGGGCUGGAAGUUGCCAAAGUCCAACUCUCGGAGCUGGUCACUAAAGUCUCAGGUGAAUGCUUUGGCAACUCAUUUCUAGGUGUGGAAGAAAUUCCUGUCCUGCAUAUGUCACAACUAACUCCAGCCCACUUUGCUGAUUGUUCAGUAGACAGUUGCUUGACUUCUGAUCGAUCACAAAAGGAGCAAGAUACACAUGACACCACUAUAGGGAUAAGAGCCUGUCAUAAAGAUUUGCCCUCAUGCAUGAAACAAUUUGGAGAGGACAAGCUUGAACAGACUCAACAUGCAUGGUGUGGUGAUCUGAAUGAGCAGAAGAUCUUUAGUUCUGUUCCUGAGGUACAAAGAAAAGAAAACAAUGAAGAUAGGUUACUUGAACACCCAAGCAGCAAUAGAUCAGUAGUCAGACAGGAGACUAAAAAGCAAUCAGAUGGUUUUGGACUGUCAUGUCUUACAACAGAACUAGAACUAAAAAUCCAUGAAGAUGAUGAAGGUGCAUCAGGUUGUAAACAAUUUGAACUGAAUGGCUUUAGUUGGAACUGACAGAAUGCUCGUGGAAGAGAAAGAUAGAAAGGAUGGUAAAAAUCAACAAAAUAAGUUGAUCCAGAGGAUAAAGUCUAGUGAACAAACUGAGGAUGCAUUACGGUGAACAAGUAUCAAAGAGAAUGUAAUAGAACAUCAUGUUGUCAAGGGUUCAUAAUUCGCAUUAUGGCAAUGUAACAAGUAGCAUCA